Messenger RNA from Sphaerodactylus townsendi, 1295 nucleotides. RefSeq lists its product as uncharacterized. The transcript has 4 exons. The record is from RefSeq and is a predicted model, not a curated record. Lineage: Eukaryota; Metazoa; Chordata; Lepidosauria; Squamata; Sphaerodactylidae. Bases 1 to 957 code for a protein of 318 amino acids.
AUGGACUCUGCCCUCGGGAUUUUCCUGCCUGGCGGGGCAAGAUCCACCUGCAGACCGGCCGUCUCUGAAGUGCAUGGAGCCAGUCUGGAGGUCCCCUGGAGGGGCCCACCGCGCCCCACCCCCGAGCCUCCGGGGCCCUCCCACUUGGAUCUGGCUCUGCACGUGUGGCCGGGGGGCAACCCAAGGCGCGUGAGAGCAUCGUGGAGCCCCAGCAAAGGAACCUCUCCAGCCACUAAGGAGAAAAACCACAAGGCAGCCUCCACCGAGGCAAUGGGCCCUGCGCUCUCCCACGCUCCACACUUGGCCUACCUAGCAAGCACCACACACCCCGCGGACUCUUCGCCGCCUCCCCCUCGGCUGGCGGCUUUUAUGGGGCAGUCAGAAGACCGGCUUGGCCUCCCUUCCGCCCCCGUGGCGUCAUUUCCGGCCCGCUCCUUCGCGCCCCCUCCCCUUGCAGGGUCAGGUCUGGGCUUCCCGUCUCGUCAGCAACCCCGGGAGGGCGUCCGUUGGGGGAACAGGCGGCGGAACCGGCCGGGCCUUGGCCUGCGCAUGCGCCUGCCUCUUCGGCCGGACGAGCCGGGACGGCCGAGUUAUUCCUCCUCAUCGAGUUUGACUGGCCGGCCGCGCUCCUCGACCGGCUCCCGAAGCAGCAGAGCGGCGGCCGCCGGCGGCCAGGGGAGCCAGUCCAGCAAACUCGAUUGCAGUGGUCGAGUCAAGUCGAAUCAAUCAGUACCAAUCAAUCAAUCAAUCAGUCAGUCCCUUUAUCGGCAUAAAAUAAAUAAUAAAAAGCUGAGGGUAGAAGGCAAAGCUCGUAAGAUAAUCCAAAACAGAGGACCAAUAGGUGCUCCCUGCAACAUCUCUCCCUUUAAGGAUGCUUAUGCCUGUGGCCAUCACGACAUCCAUCUGGCAGUGAGUCCAACAUGGCUUGGUGCAGGCUCUCAAAGGAAAGAGAUGUAGGACCAUCCAUGCUGAUAAGAAGGCCUGUGACUUCUCCCCCCAACCACUGUACUUCUGUCUUGUCCAUAUAUCACACCUUUCAAAUGUCCCUUUAAUCUCAAAUCCUGCACAGACUCCUCCUGAAUUCCAUCUCCUACACUCGUCUCCCACCAUCUCCCACCCAUUGCUCAGCAGCUGUGCUCACCCGCUUCACCAUUCCGCAGACUGAGGUCUCCUUGCAUGCAGCUUCCCUCCUCCUCUGUUGUUUAGACAGCCAGGCUCUCUCAGGUUUGCCACCCAUACAUUCCAGGCAGGCCCUAACAUGGUUGCCCGCAACCUGCCCCCUGCGCACCCAUGCC